Aspergillus brunneoviolaceus CBS 621.78 is the source of this 2101-nucleotide messenger RNA. RefSeq lists its product as uncharacterized. NCBI's taxonomy places the organism in Eukaryota, Fungi, Ascomycota, Eurotiomycetes, Eurotiales, Aspergillaceae. The coding region runs from base 455 to 1840 and encodes 461 amino acids. The transcript has 5 exons. The record is from RefSeq and is a predicted model, not a curated record.
ACAAUAAACUACUAGAUUAACAUGCUUAUCUUGAUUGGGAUAGGCUUAGCCUACUUGUCUCUCAGUCUCCACCUGAAGAUUAGUCUCGACCUUCCCUUAUCUACUACCACCGCUCUUUUUCCACCUCGGCACAAAAUCGCGGUCCGGUGCUAGUUUCUUAGGGUUCGGCCAACUGCCUUUUUGAUGCCGCCAAGACUAAUCCAUGCAUCGUCUGAGUACUUCGAGCCUAUGCCACAGUUCAGCCACGCUGCAUCCUGAAUUUCGAACGCUUGAGGGGACCAGCAGGCCUAACCAGGGGGAGUCGUAGGUUUGACCUACCAUGAUUUGUAUCGGCAUUUUGCCCUGAGGUCGGCUCCCACGAGGAUGCUUGCUCGACUUCCUAGAAUCCACCCCAGCGUGGCAUCCUCCUCUUCGUCUACUCAUGCGUUCCUCUUUCUAAGGUUGUAAUAUUCUCAUGACCUAUACCAGCUUGCCUCCGGGCAUCUCCCCGCCUUUGGCGGAGAACAAUGCCCACAACCAUACCGGGCUGAUCAUCAUCUUCGCAAGCGUGUGUCUUUUCCUGGUCCUCAGCUCACUGGCCAUGCGCGUCUACGCAACGACGCAGCGGUCGAUGGCAUUGAGCGAUGACUAUCUUCUGGGGGUUGCAGUGGCAGUCGCCAUCGCGCAAAUAAGUGUCGUUCUCUACCAAACGCACCUAGGCUGGGGAAAGAGCUCCGAACUCCUCGACCAAUCCAGCACAGAGAGAAUGGACAAGAGCGCAUACGCCUCCGACCUGCUCUACCUCAUUGUCCUCGGCCUCUCCAAAUGCUGCACCAGUCUUCUAUACCAACACCUGACCACUCACGCAGCUCGCUGGAUCCCACGCAGUCUCUUGGGUGUGUCCAUCAUCUGGACAAUAGUAUCAAUCAUCCUCAUCGGGAUCCGCUGCAGCAGGACCCAACCAUGGACCGACAUCAACGACAAAUGCCGCAGUCUACAACCCCACUGGACAGCAACCACCGCCCUGGACAUCCUCCUCGAAAUCCUCCUAUUCAUCUACCCCAUCAAACUAAUCUACAGCCUCCGACUCCGCCGAUCCCGCAAACUAACCGUUCUCUCCCUCCUUGGCAGCCGGGGAAUCCUCCUCAUCCCCCUAACAACCAUCCACUACCGCACCCUCCUCACCCAACUCCACUCCCCGAACCCAACCCUCCAAGCCUCCACCCCGACCAUCCUAAAAGAACUCUACCUCGCCACCAGCAUCCUCCUUCUCACCCUCUCCUCCUUCAAGAUGUUGAUCGCCGUCUACGAGGACGACGACGGCCUCGCCUAUUACACCAGUGACGGCGGCGCCCACAACAGCAAAUCCCGGCACCAGAACACGACCAGGAAGACGCGGGACGGUGGCGGUUUCCGCUCGUCGAAGCACUAUACCACUAAAAUACCCCGCAGCGGUCUGCAAGAGGGUCGGGGUUACAGUACUGAUGGCACUGGUGGUGGUGGUGGUGGUGGUGAUACCAUCGAGGAGGAGCCGAUCCUGGGGCGCCAUGCCUGGGGCGGUCAGCAGCAGCUGGGGGUGACGGGGAUGGGGAUUCGGAAGGACGUGCAGAUUGAGGUGACGAGUGAGGUGGUCAUUGAGUUGGAGGAGCGGAGGGUUGACGAUCAGGAUGAGGGGGAUGAUACUAGGAGGGGCGAGUCACGCGGCAGUGGGAGUGACUCGUACAAUCUGGCGGGUGAGGGUGGACAUGCUCGUCCGAAUCACCUUGCUGGGAGGAUUGGGGGUGCUGGCGCAGCAGGGUGGAAGAGGGAUAGCAGUGGGAGGUCCUCUGAAAGGUUCUCUGAAAGGUUCAGUGGGAUUUAGCGUCGGCGGAUUGGCCUCGCCGGGCUUCUGCCGUAAGUAGAUUCUCGCUGGAAGGGCAUUCUCUAAGAACUACAAUUCGAAAGUUGGGCUAUUCUCUGUAUUCCAAUCCUGCCUCGUGCUGUCGCUCGAUGGGAAAGUAUAGAACAGUACCUGAACUACGGAGCAGAAAUCGACGAUAUCAUGUAAAGCUUCAGACCAGAAGCGUGACUUGGGCUGUUGAAGAAUUACCCACACUUACAUGUUACUAAAAUAGAAAAAUGG